ACGGAAGCGGGAGCCCCCGGGCCCAGCCACGGGGAAAGGGCGGUGGCGUCGUGGUGGCGAUUGCGCAGGAGCAUGUCCCGCCCCGCCCCCAGCAACAGGUAGCAGCCCAGGAGCCCGCGCUCCGCCUGACGUGUGUUUCGGAAGAGCAAGACCUCAUUAAGAAGUGGAGUGCUUAUAAAGUGAACUGAAAGAGGCGUUGAUCUGACCGUUCCAUGGAUCCUUUGGGAGCUCCUUCCCAUUUUGUGGAUAUUGAUACUUUGCCAGGAUGGGCUGAUCUUUUUGAGGCAGACCGAUUGAACACCUCUCCAAUUCCAUUUGAAAAAAAGCAAGUUGACAUUCGAUCGCCCUUCCUGUAUAGGAAAGACAUCAAUGCAAAAGUAAUAUUGUGGAAGGGUGAUGUAGCAUUGCUGAACAGCACAGCCAUAGUGAAUACCAGCAAUGAGUCUCUUACGGAUAAGAAUCCAGUGUCUGAAAGCAUUUACAUUCAUGCAGGACCUGACCUGAGGGCUGAACUACAGAAACUCAAAGGCUGUCGGACAGGGGAAGCAAAGCUGACAAAGGGUUUUAAUCUUGCCGCCCGUUUCAUCAUUCAUACUGUGGGACCCAAAUACAAAAGUCGAUACCGAACAGCAGCAGAGAGUUCCUUAUAUAGCUGUUAUCGCAACAUCCUUCAGCUUGCAAAGGAGCAAGCAAUGUCCUCUGUGGGGUUCUGUGUGAUAAACACUGUGAAACGAGGUUACCCUUUAGUAGAUGCCACCCACAUAGCUCUGCGAACAAUCAGGCGAUUUUUAGAGGUUCACGGGGAAACUCUUGAAAAAGUGGUAUUUGCAGUGUCUGAGCUUGAAGAGGCUACUUAUCAGAAGAUGCUGCCGCUGUACUUCCCACGAUCACUAGAAGAAGAGAAUCGGUCCCUGCCUUUCCUUCCAGCUGACAUUGGCAAUGCAGAAGGGGAGCCAGUAGUGCCAGAACGUCAGAUCAGAAUUAGUGAAAAGCCAGGGGUCUCAGAGGAUAAUUCUGAUGAGGAAGGACUAGAAGCAGACCUCUCGUUUAUUGGUUCCCAUGCUUUUGCCCGAAUGGAGGGAGAUGUUGAUAAACAGAGGCGUCUCAUCCUUCAAGGACAACUCUCGGAGGCAGCACUGCAGAAACAACAUCAGAGGAAUUACAACCGCUGGCUUUGUCGGGCAAGAGCUGAAGACCUGUCUGAUAUCGCUUCCCUUAAAGCUUUAUACCAAACAGGUGUUGAUAACUGUGGUCGUACAGUAAUGACAGUGGUUGGGAGGAAUAUUCCUGUAACACUCAUAGACAUGGAGAAGGCUCUCUUGUACUUUAUCCACGUGAUGGACCACAUUGUAGUGAAGGAAUAUGUCAUUGUAUAUUUCCAUACACUCACUAAUGUCUACAAUCACUUAGACUCGGAUUUCCUGAAGAAACUUUCUGACAUUGUCGAUGUCAAGUACAAAAGAAAUCUGAAGGCCUUGUACUUCGUCCAUCCAACAUUUCGCUCAAAGGUUUCAACAUGGUUUUUCACAACCUUUACUGUUUCCGGUCUGAAGGACAAAGUCCACCACGUGGAAAGCCUCCAGCAGCUCUUCACAGCCAUUCCUCCUGAACAAAUUGACUUCCCCCCGUUUGUUCUUGAAUAUGAUACCAGGGAAAACGGAACAUACUAUUCUUAUCCCUCUUCUCCUGACCUCUGACUCUGCAGCUCGGCGUUUUCCGGUUUUCAAACACCUUAUGACAUGCUGCUUGCCAAUACCCUGCGUACCGAGCUAACCCAAUUUAUUUAUAGAAAUCAGAGAAAGGGUUUUCCUCCCCACCUCUGUUAUUUUUUUACAAUGAGAUAAUUGCAAAGACACAAUCGGAAAACUAAAUCACAGUGAGCUGUUUCAGAUCGAUCUAUCCAGUGAAAAGGUUGAUUCAUGGACAUGGGAGUAGAUUUUUUCUCUGAAUAGCCUGAUUCUCUCUCUACCCCCAUUAAUACCAUGUUCCCAAGAGAUCCGUGGCCCAGGGUUUUUUUUAAUUUGUUUUGAAAAAAGACACAGUCUCCGUUUAACAGUGUUCUAUGGUCUUUGCUUAUUGAAUCCUCUGCUGGUGCAGAUACAUUCACAGAGUUCCUGUAGAAAUAUCUGCAGGCUGGGCAAAGCACUGUCACAAGUCCUGAAGCUACCACGGAGUUCAGCAUCAUAAAUGCUCGAUGGCUGGGAAUCUGGUCACCUGUCUCUUUCGCUGGUUGAUGUAAAGGUGCUGCUCCUGCUUUCUCACAAAAUAAAACUGAAGGACAUAUCA
This is a messenger RNA of Elgaria multicarinata webbii, 2286 nucleotides long. RefSeq names its product ganglioside induced differentiation associated protein 2 (gene GDAP2). The transcript has 14 exons. Lineage: Eukaryota; Metazoa; Chordata; Lepidosauria; Squamata; Anguidae. The record is from RefSeq and is a predicted model, not a curated record. Bases 213 to 1697 code for a protein of 494 amino acids.